AUGCUGGGCUUUCAGGACUGCACAGUGCGACUCAAGCCCGUGCCACUGCGAUUCCUGUGCUCAAAAGCUGAGUGCCCCGACAUUGCGCCGUCAGCUCCUGUUCUCCACUUGUGGGGCGAUGUAUUUGUCGCUGGUGUGUUUCAGCAUGAGUUUGCAAUGCUUGACCACGGACCACUACUGGUGUUCCAGUUGUUUUUCCAGCCUACUUACAUGUUGGAAUCGACAUCAUCAGCAUAG
Messenger RNA from Aphanomyces astaci, 237 nucleotides. RefSeq lists its product as hypothetical. The record is from RefSeq and is a predicted model, not a curated record. NCBI's taxonomy places the organism in Eukaryota, Oomycota, Saprolegniomycetes, Saprolegniales, Verrucalvaceae. The coding region runs from base 1 to 237 and encodes 78 amino acids. The transcript is spliced from 2 exons.